This is a messenger RNA of Dicentrarchus labrax (European seabass), 991 nucleotides long. RefSeq lists its product as uncharacterized. Lineage: Eukaryota; Metazoa; Chordata; Actinopteri; Moronidae. The transcript has 6 exons. The record is from RefSeq and is a predicted model, not a curated record. Gene Ontology annotation, molecular function: DNA binding. The coding region runs from base 178 to 885 and encodes 235 amino acids.
GUUGUAUUUUUGCUCUGUAAUCUCGCGGGAAUUCCGUGUGUCAUAACGGAAGUCUCGUCACACGGCUUCAGUUCAUUCAAGAGGAAGUUGUAGAUUAUUGGUCCUUUGGUGGUUUUGGUUUGUUUUAAGUGUCCUUCAACGCGUGUUUGUAGGUGAUGGUGUGAGCUCCCUGCUGCCAUGAGUACUCUGUUUGCCUGUGAGGACUCAGCCACAUGGAGGAGUGUGUAUGAGAAAUACUGGGAUGUAGUGGAGGCCAAGGCCAAGGGCAAGAAACCCGGAAAACUGCUGAACCUUGACAAGUGGUACCAAGAAGAGCUGCCCACACUCAUUUCAAGUCGACCUGACAAACGUAUCACUCUGUCGGAGCUGGUGAAACUGAUGGAGUGGAAGCUCACUAGGGGGAAGUUCAGGCCGAGGCUGCAGCAGCUGGUGGCUUCCAACAGUGAGGACACUGUGGAGAAAUGUUCCAGAAAGGCCUUCAGCCUCCUGCCUGAUGUGCAGGCAGCGAUUGCAGAGCUCAGCUCCCUAAAAGGAGUCGGCCCAGCCACCGCUUCAGCUGUGUUGGCGGCAGGAGCUCCAGAACAGACUGCAUUCAUGUCUGAUGAAGCCAUGGAGAGUGUACCAGGACUAAAGCCAAUCCAAUACACAGCCAAGCACUACGCUCUCUACCUGGGCAAAAUGGUUGAGAGGACUGAAAACCUAAACAAAGUGGAUCCCCAGCAGGACUGGACGCCCCACAGACUGGAGCUGUGUUUGUGGGCGAUGACCAUAGCCAAACAGCAGCAGCUCCCACUUCUAAAGGAUGUUGAUGUGAAGGCCAGCAGUGUGGUAGAGAAGUGCUCAGAUGCUGAUCAGAGACCAGCAAAGAAGCUCAAAACAAGAUAAAAAUGACAACUAUUGCACAGAAUUUUUUUUUUACAUUAAACUUGCUUUAAUGUUUGUCAUUUUUUUUGUAUUUUUUCCAAAUAAUAAAGUCUUUAUAUGAAAUAGA